AGCACACACUGAGGAGUGUGGAAGGCGUAAAUCCAGUAUGGAUGAGCUGGCAAAGCGGACAGCCACUGUGAGUUUAGAGGUGGUGAAGAGGAGAAAGGGAGAUGAAAGAGAGAGGGAGGAAGAAGGAAGGAAGGAGGCAGUCCCAGCCUGUGUUGCUGCCACUCAGGGGAUGCUGUUAGCAAGAUGAGGAGUCUGAGACUGAAAAGAAGAGACCUGCCAAUCAUCCUCCAGCUUACUGACCCUCACCAAAUGGACCCAUUUUGUUAAAUUUUGGGUUAGAAAGGAGGUUCAGGAUAAGAGCACUAGUACUAUCAAAGACUAAAAAAUAAAAUAAAAGGGACAGAAGCCUCCACUGAGGCUCGUGUGGGGACCAUGUCUCAAUCAGGCAAGAUCCUGCACCUGUAUGUGGAGGUGAGGUCUGUCCCGGAGGAGGAGGGGGAAAGGAAGGAGUUGGGUGGUGGUGUGGAGGGGAUGCACCCACUAGUGCUCCAAGGGCCUGACAUCCUACCUCAGUCCCAGCGCACCCCCAGCCACUCCACCUCCACCUCUAGCUGUACCUGCACUUGCCCCUCUACCUCCACCCCCAGCCCAGCCUCCAUGUCCCCAGGGGUGUUGCAUAAAGAUGGGGGCAGCAGUCCCAGCCUCACCUCCAAGUCCUCCUCCAGACACUCUGUCAGUUUCCAGCUGGACCUACCGGACAACUCCGGACCGCCCACACACCACAGGCAGAGUCUGCCUUACAAGGGGAUUGGUCAGCUGCUCUCCACUCUCCAGCCUGCACCCAAUGGGCCGCAGCAUGGCACUCUGGUGCGUGGCCGCUCCUCAGAUAUUGAGCACUACCACGGGAGGGUGCCCCUAUCCCCUGCCUCCUCUGGGAGAAUAAUGUCCCCCUCGACUCCAACCAGUGGGCGCAGGUCCUAUGAUGGCUCUGGUGUGGGGGACGGGGGCAAGUGCUCUGUGGUCAGCUUUAGCUACAUAGAGAAAGCCAGCAUUAAAUCUGUGGACAGCCCCCACAGUGCUGUGUGCCAAAGUGUACCUGAGAACCCUUUCAGUAGAGGCAUGGAGGAGAGGCAUAUGCCUGCCCACCUUAGGAAGAGGCUCAGUGACCCUGUGUGGUCAGACAGCUGGCAGCCCUCCGGUAGCUCCAGCACCAAACUGUCCUGUCCCACCUCGGGCAGGUCCCCCAGGAGCUCCCCUUGUCUCCGCAGGGCCACUCUGGACACUGUAGCCAGAGAGGCCACCUACAGGGCCAUGGAGGAAUUUGGCUCCCCGGAACUGAGGCGCAGACUGGCAGCCUACAGCCCAGACAGAAGCCCAAGCCUGCCUUGGCACUACCAGCAGCAGCCCCGCUGCCAGUCCUGUGGUGGGUCCCCGGACCUGCCUAGGGGAGCCAAAACACUGCCAGUCAAUGCACACCUCAUAGACUCAGACAGGAACCGUGGUUUGAAUGGCCUCCCCAGAAGCCCAGCUUCUCACCAGCUCUCUGUUCAAGCCAGGCAGUCCUACUACAACUACACCAUGUCCCCUACCAGUGUUAGCCGCCACCAUGGUGUCCAGAACCACAGGCUGUGGCUAGGGGACGAGAGUCCUAGGUUGUCCUCAAAAUGUGGGGACGAGAGUCCCAGGUUGUCCUCCAAGUUUGGGAACGAGAGUCCCAGGUUGUCCUCCAAGUUUGGGGACGAGAGUCCCAGGUUGUCCUCCAAGUUUGGGGACGAGAGCCCCAGGUUGUCCUCCAAGUUUGGGGACGAGAGCCCCAGGUUGUCCUCCAAGUUUGGGGACGAGAGUCCCAGGUUGUCUUCCAAGUUUGGGGAUGAGAGCCCCAGGUUGUCUUCCAAGUUUGGGGACGAGAGUCCCAGGUUGUCUUCCAAGUUUGGGGAUGAGAGCCCCAGGUUGUCUUCCAAGUUUGGGGAUGAGAGCCCCAGGUUGUCCUCCAAGUUUCGCCCACCUUUACCUGCAGGCAGGCCCACUGCAAUUCAGCAUGAAAUACCAGCAAGCAUGAUUACCAGCACUUCAGCCUCUUGCGACCAGAGGGCUAGCAGCCACACCAGCAGCCACACUCCUAGCGAUAGUCCCUGCUUACCCAACAAGGUCAACUCCAAACAGUCAGGUCAGUCAAAUGACAGCAAGAUGGGAGAGGGAAUGAACCAGACGAGUGACAGAAGAAGUAUCUCCCCGGCCACUAGCCCUCACAUGGCCUGUAAGCUGGCGGAGGAGGCUACCAAGUUGUCCACCAUCUUCAUGGACAGGAGGACUCCCUCCCACACCCCGUCCCAGGCUGACUCCACCAGGUCAGAGAGCCCCAAGCCUGGCUACAUCUCCAGGGAGUCUCAACCCUACGCCACCCUCCAGGGCCAGGGUUCUCCAGCACAGCCCCACCCUGAACCUAACACCAACACACACCUACAGGACCAUAGGUGGACAGACAAGGAGUCUCCUAGAGCUGGACCCCACUACAGAGAGUACAGACCAGGUCAAGAACCGGGGCAAGCCUCCCCCCUCCUACAGCAGAAGGAUAUCUCCUCCCCUGCUAUGCCAGCAACACUGCACCUAGUGGUGGCGUCCCACACCCCUAUCAUAGACCCUCGGCUGCAGAGAGCUGAGCUGCUGACGAAAGACAGCCCAACCCUGCACCGCCACCAGCCCCCGCAGUACAUGGGAGACCUGGGCUCCCCCAGCCUGGAGAGGAGACAGUAUGACACCCGCUUCGAUAGAGGGGGUCCGAGGGACAGCCCGGAGAGCAGCAGGCGCCUGGUUAUAGGACUCGACAUGGAGCCACCAGAGAGCUGGAGCUCCAGGAUGCAGCAGUGGAGGGAGAAUGGGUCCGUUGCGGACAGGGAGGAGUCCAUUAGAGAGAAUCUGACUGCUGAUGGUGAUGAAGUGUAUGUGGUGACCAAGGAGGAGCUACAGCAGAGGAGGGAUGGAACAGCUGUGUUGGGGUAUCAGGGGUAUAAACAUGGGGUAAACAGGGAGCAGAGGGGGGAGACCCAGGACCAUAGCGGGGCACUGGGGUCUUCCCAAAGCUCCAGUGGAGUGACAGGCAGUCUGGGGGAGAGCAGUCAGCCAGAGAGGGACUGUCUCUCUCCAGAGACAUCCAGCCAGUCCAGCCAGAAGAGCAAUGACACUGAAGAGACUGCUUCUGGGAUGCAGUCGGACAGCGGUUCCUCUGUGCUGGGCCCGUCCUUGCACUCCCAGAAGAUUGCCCGUGCCAAAUGGGAGUUCCUGUUCGGACAGCCCAUAGAGGACAGCCAUGAUUCUAAAGACUACUCUCAAGCCCCCCCUAGUGGCACCCCCAGUGAGUCUCCCAUGCCCACCCCUCCCUCCUCCCUGCUCCUGAAGCCCACAGGUCACAGGAGGGUGUGGGACGAUGAGGGUCAGAGUUUACCCUAUCACGAUGUCCAGCAGGUGGUGGAGUUGGUGACUCCGCUCACGAUCGCUGUGGUUGGAUUCUCGCCCAAGACGGGCAUCAUCCGGAGAGCCAUCAACUACGCUGAGACGGACUUAGACGCAGUGCCCCUGAAAUGCUAUAGGGAAACAGAUCUAGAUGAGGUGAUAUUGGCUGAGGCAGAGCGAGAGCAGGAGGAGGUGGACUCUGCCUUUGGGAGUAACCGCAGCGUGAUGGGCACCUCUGCCUCCAGCGCCAGUACCAUAGUACGCACUGAUGGAGAGGAGGAUGAGCUGGAGGAGGAGGAGGAGGAGGAGGAGGAGGUGGUGAGCUGGGCCAGUGUGAGGAUGCAGGGGGAUAAGAAGAGACAGCAUGCCACCCAGGAGGAUAAUCAGGUGUACAGUCUGCUGCUGAAGGGUUGUACCCUGGACCACAUAUCAGAUGCCCAAUCAGCCCUGAAGUCCCCCAUCUCAGUGACCAGCCCUCGCAGGACCUCAGUGGACAGCCUAGACUCCUUCAGCCGCCACUUCGAGAGGAUCAUGGAGUCUCACCGAGCCAAGGGCACCUCUUACAGCAGCCUGGACAGCGUUGACCUCUUGACCUCCAGCUGCCCGCCCGUAUUCACCUUUGACCUACCCACCCUCACCCCUGAGAUCCAGAGCCAGAUUUGUGAGAAUGCGCGUCAUAUCAUCGAGCUGAGUUUUGCCCCCCUGGCCCAUACAGAGCUCCCCAGUGUGUCUGACCCCACCUGCUCUGAGAACACCCUGGACCCCACAGGAGAGGGGCUCAGCAGCACCUCUGAGCAGGAUUAUACUUCAGGAGGGAAGUCCCGGUUGGAGAAAGACUGCUUGCGAACUAAGUCUAAUUUAGACUUGCCUCUCAUCAGGGAGAAGCCAGGCCACUGGGCUCCAGAUCCGUUCACACAGCAGGACGUGGGCGAGCGCUUGGCCUUGGGCAGCACAGAGGCCCUGGCCAACGGCAACAAGGCUGACCUGCAGGCCGCCAAGCGCCUGGCCAAACGGCUCUUCAACCUGGAUGGCUUCAGGAAGUCUGACGUGGCCAGGCACCUUAGCAAGAAUAAUGAAUUCAGUCGGAUGGUGGCAGAAGAAUACCUCAGUUACUUCAACUUUUCAGGCCUUACUAUUGACCAAGCACUACGAGCCUUCCUGAGGGAGUUUGCCCUCAUGGGAGAGACACAAGAGAGAGAGCGAGUGCUGGCCCACUUCUCUAGGCGAUAUCUACAAUGCAACCCCAAUGCAAUGCCUUCUGAAGACAGUGUCCACACUCUGACCUGUGCCCUGAUGCUGCUCAACACAGACCUGCAUGGCCACAAUAUCGGUAAGAAAAUGUCCAUCCUGCAGUUCAUCGGCAACCUGGAAGGGCUAAACGACGGAAAGGAUUUUCCCAAAGAACUGCUCAAGGCCUUGUACAACUCUAUCAGAAACGAGAAGCUCCAGUGGACCAUCGAUGAGGAGGAGUUGCGCAAGUCCUUCUCCGAGUUGGCCGAUUUGCGCACUGACUCCGCCUCCCACACCAUGAAGCGAAUCGGCAGUAGUCUAGGCGUGGCCCAGAAUCCUGACGCCCUGAUCUAUAAGAACGGCUUCCUGGUACGGAAGGUCCACGCAGACUCUGACGGCAAGAAAACCCCUCGAGGUAAGAGAGGAUGGAAGACAUUUUAUGUCAUGCUGAAGGGACUGGUCCUUUACCUGCAGAAGGGAGAGUACCGUCCAGAUAAGCAGCUGUCUGAAGAGGAUCUGAAGAACGCUGUGUCCAUCCACCACUCUCUGGCCAUGAGGGCAGCAGACUACAGCAAGAGGCCCAACGUCUUCUACCUGCGCACUGCAGAUUGGAGAGUGUUCCUCUUCCAAGCACCUAAUGCAGAGCAGAUGCAGUCGUGGAUCACCCGUAUCAACGUGGUGUCAGCCAUGUUCUCAGCGCCACCCUUCCCUGCAGCCAUCGGCUCCCAGAAGAAAUUCAGCCGCCCGCUGCUGCCAGGCUCCAACACCAAGCUGUCUCAGGAAGAGCAGGUGAAAUCCCAUGAGACACGUUUCCGGGCCAUCUCCUCUGAGCUGAAUGAGUUAACCGCUGUAAUUCCAGACAAAAAGGCCAAAGUGUGUGAUCUGGAGGAGCACAAGCAACGUGAGGAGUACCUGGAGUUUGAGAAAACUCGCUACGGUACGUACGCCAUGCUACUGAGGGCUAAGAUCCGGAGUGGGGAAGAGGACCUGUCUCUAUUCGAGUCGCGUCUCUUUGACAACGGGGGUCUCCAGAGGGCCCACUCCAGCCCCACUCUGCGGGAGGAACACAGCAGCAGCAGCCAGGCCAGCAGUGCUAAGGGUGGGGGCAGCAGCAGUAGUUCCAGCACCAAGGGGAGAAGCAAGACCAAGCGCUCUGAGCCCCAGAGAAACAGCUACAGACAGGCUGUCAAACAGUGAGAGGGACCCUGGAGGGUGUUGGGGUGGACAGGAUGGUUUAAACAAUUGGAUUAUCUGUGUUGAUCGAUAGACAGGGACCACUGGUGUGACUGGAAAAUUUGAUGGAGGUGGGGAGGAGGAGGAAGAUGAUGGGUUGGGGGUUGACCUGUUGCAUGCUUCUAUCCUGAGAAACCCCAGGCACGGAUGCUCCAGGGCUAAUUAUACAGUACAGUGGACACUCAGUCCUUCAUUUUACUAUACAAAUGACUAACUUCUGUGUGGUCCUAAAUUACGGGUCAUAUCCACAUGUAUUUUAUUUGAAUAUUAUUUUGGACCAAUUCUUGUUGACAGAGAUCUAAAGAUUACAUAGACUAAGCCAUUAGAUCUGAUUAUGUUGAGAGUCGUAGGUUAUUUUCCUCCUACGAGAGUUCAGUGUCUCCAUAAAUUCCAUCUAUGUGAUUACUGCACACUGCACAGCCCACCUCGCCACUUGUAAAGUGAGUUGCCGUGCCGACCAGCUAGGAUGGACAGAGACAGAGCUGCAUCAGCUCAUCUGACUGUUACCAUGGAGACUAAACGGAGCCUGUGAUCAUUCCAUCCGACCAGAGUGCCAGGACCUCAACCCAACCACAAUGCAUUUGGAGGAAACUGGAGGAACACUGUGUUCUUCAUGAGAGACAUGAUCAAUUGGAAAGAAUAUAGCAGGUUACUGGACAUAAUUUAUGAUGCUGCAUGCACAUACUAAUUUUGUUUUCAAAGUCUUUGCUAUGAUUUUAUUAUUCUAAGGGCUUUUAUUGUGGCAAACCGAACCGGCCCAGACCCAGGCCCUUCUACUUUAACUGUGAAGCUCUGCUGGAUCUCAUUAUUAUUUCUAAGGACAUUUACACACAUCAGCUAUGGCACCGCCACUAAUCUGAAUGAUUUGUCAUACUAAUGGGUUGAUAAAGUAGAUUGAUCACACAGGCUGGCUAUCUAUCAGUUUAAUUCACUUUGAAGAGUAGUAUCAGGAGAUGGAAGACUCACUCAUCGAGGACAUGCUUCACUAUGGUAUUAAAAGACAAUCGUUUUUUUUUAUUCUGACGUUAUUCACAUGGUGUUUUUCAUUUGUAUAACUGAAAAAUGAAACAUGACAGUACAUCUCAGCUGUUUGUCAAACACGA
This is a messenger RNA of Coregonus clupeaformis (lake whitefish), 6956 nucleotides long. RefSeq names its product PH and SEC7 domain-containing protein 1. The coding region runs from base 373 to 5817 and encodes 1814 amino acids. Gene Ontology annotation, biological process: regulation of ARF protein signal transduction. Gene Ontology annotation, molecular function: guanyl-nucleotide exchange factor activity; protein binding; phospholipid binding. The transcript has 17 exons. The record is from RefSeq and is a predicted model, not a curated record. Lineage: Eukaryota; Metazoa; Chordata; Actinopteri; Salmoniformes; Salmonidae.